CUCUCUCGAAGCAGUUCUAACUGGACCUCGAUCUCUAGGGCGCACCCUAUCUUCCAACAUGUUCAACCUGUUGGUACUGGUGGUUAUGGCUCUUGGUACAUCGGCCAUCAGAGUACCUACAGGGAAGGAACCGUACCUGAGUCCAGGUCUUGGGUUCCAUUCCUUCCCACGAUACUCUUCUCUGGCAGGGUACUCCUCUAUCGCAGUACCUCCGACUUCCUACCAGAGUUUUGUCAACAUCGUCCACCGUAAUCCUCCGGUCAUCAGGACACUACCAGUGAUCGCUCAUGGCCAUCUUCCAGCUCCUUACUAUAGUCUUCCAUAUCACUGAACG
Messenger RNA from Nezara viridula (southern green stink bug), 334 nucleotides. Lineage: Eukaryota; Metazoa; Arthropoda; Insecta; Hemiptera; Pentatomidae. The record is from the annotation of a GenBank genome assembly.